AUGAAGACUUUGUUGCCUGGGUCUCGUGAAUUCGACGUGGUGUGCCCCUUUUCACUUGGCAAGCUGGUGCUGAUAGAGCUGGACAAACAGCCCCUCCCACUCUUCCCCCUGGAUGCCUGGUUCCCAUCCAAGGUUGUUGUGACGACACCAGAGAGAGGCACAUGCCAGUUCCCUGUCUACUGUUGGAUUAUGGACAAGGAAGUGCACCUGUUCAGAGAGGGCACAGCUAAAAGGCUCUGUGAUGAAACUAAUCAUCUUGCCAGGUACAGCAGGGAACUGGAGAUGAAGACGAGAACUGAGCUGUACUGCUGGGAUACCUACAAGGAGGGUUUCCCCGGCAGCAUGAAGGCAGACAACCCUCUGGAUCUUCCCAGCGAGAUCCAAUUCUCGUUCACCAAGGCCACCCAGUUCCUCUUCACCGCCGCCACCGGGAUCACUGAGCUGAAACUAAUGGGGUAUUCUGACAGCAAGAAGAGCUGGAAAAACAUUGAUGAAAUCAGCAAUGUCUGCCUCAAUAGAACUGUCAUCUCAGACUACGCACAGGAGCACUGGAAGGAAGAUGAGUUUUUCGGGUACCAGUAUCUGAACGGCUGCAACCCCAUUUUGAUCCGUCGCUGCUCGGAGUUGCCGGCAAAAUUCCCCGUCACAGGAGACAUGGUCAAGCCCUCUCUUCGUGGAUCGUCCAGCCUCCUAAAGGAAUUGCAGAGCGGCAACAUAUUCCUGCUUGACUACAAGAACCUGGAUGGAUUAAAGGCAAACGUGAUCCAUACGAAAAAACAGUACAUGGCGGCUCCUCUGGUUCUGCUCUACAGAACCCCUGAUGACAAGCUGGUUCCCAUCGCCAUCCAGCUGAAGCAGGAGCCUGGAGAAGACAACCCCAUCUUCCUUCCUACUGACUCUGAGUAUGACUGGCUCCUGGCCAAGAUCUUUGUGAGGAGCGCUGACUUUGCAGAACAUGAGCUGAACUUUCACCUGCUGAGGACUCACCUGCUGGCUGAGGUGUUCGCCAUGUCGACACUGCGUAACCUACCAAUGGUGCAUCCCAUCUACAAGCUCCUGAUCUCUCACUUCCGCUACACUCUGCAGAUCAACACUCUAGCUAGACAGGCCCUCAUAUCAGAGAAUGGGCUGUUCACAGAGAAUGCCAGUGUCGGAGGUCCAGGGAUGGUUGAGUUCCUGAAGAAAGCUGUGGCCUCAUUGACCUACAGCUCCCUCUGUAUGCCGGAGGACAUCACAGCACGUGGUCUGGAGUCAAUCCCCAACUUCCUCUACAGGGAUGAUGGACUCAGGUUGUGGGACAUCGUUCACAGGUUUGUUCACAAUGUGAUUGGUCACUACUACACCUGUGACUCAGAUGUCCAGAAGGACUCUGAACUGCAGAACUGGAUCAAGGAGAUCUUCUUCCAUGGGUUCCUGGCAGAAACCAGCACAGGAAUCCCUCAGUCUUUCAGUUCAGUGACAGAGCUGGUCAGGUUUCUCACCAUGGUGAUCUUCACAGUGUCUGUCCAACAUGCUGCAGUCAACAAUGGACAGUUUGAUUUUGGGGGCUGGAUGCCCAACUUCCCCAUCAGUCUGCAACUACCACCUCCCACCACUAAGGGGCAGUGUACUGAGAGCACCAUGCUGAAGACCUUCCCUGACAUCAACACCACCGUUAAUGGCAUGGCAGCGGUGUACCUUCUGAGCAGGCAGUCCACUGACUAUGUCGCUCUUGGAAAUGGCUAUCAGGAUCACUUCAGCGAGAAGACCCCUCUGGAACUGAUUCACGAAACUCAAAAUGUGCUGAAGAAAUACAAUUUUGAAAUCCAAGGCAGGAAUGUCUCUUUGCCCCUGUCAUAUACCUACCUGAAUCCCAACAAUGUGGAGAACAGUGUGGCCCUGUAAAAUGGGUUGGUCGUAUUUAUUAGGCACCAAAUGGAAGAAAUGCACAGACACAGAGAGAGAGACUACCUGGACUUGUCCAAUAAGAACCACUUGUUUUCAUUUUCCAUUGAAGCGUGUUUUACAACCUUUUUCUACAGUGUGCCCUAAUAAAUGCAACCUAAGUAAUUGACUUUGGUUCAAUUGUUAGAUACAUGUUGCACUUGAACUAGAACUUGAACUGAAACAAAAAUAUUAUAAACAAUAUUUUACUUAACCCUUCUAUUUUGUUAGAAAAGGCUAUACACGAUUGAUGUUCUGAUCCAAUUUGGAAAUUACAUUAAGUACAGUUUCGCAUAUCAAAAUGUGGCUGCGAAUGGGAUUUUUCCCAGACCUUUUCUUCUAAAAACAAUGUAGGUGUCCUUCCCUUCACAUUUCUCACUGUCAAUCAAGAAUGAUAACUCUUCAAGUUUUACCGGUGAAACAUCCAUGCAGUAUCUGCAUACCAACCAUUUAAUCUCAAUCAGUUUGAUCUUCUUGAGUUAUACAGUGUUUCAAACUAUCCUACAGUGUUGUAUUGAAUGAUGUAAAUUGUGUGAAUUGUGGAGCAGAUAGUGUUAACAAGUUUGCCUAGUGGACCUAUUAAGUGUUGGCCACAUGAGAGAAAAAUGCACUGGUGUUUUUGUCUUACAGUAAUGUAAUGCUAUGCUAUUAUAGUCGGUUCAUUAUGUGAUCUUACAGACAUUGAUUCAGCUUUGAUCCAUCUUUAUUAAACAGCACCAUUAGCCAGAGUAGCCUGUUCUCUAAGAGCAGAGCAAGGACUGUAGUAAAGUAGAGAAUAAACACAUGCACAGAAUGUGAUGAGCAGAAGCUUCAGGAUCUUUAGUCAGGAGAAUAAAAGUUCAGGGAAAAGUCAGAUUGUCAGCAACUCCGUUUUAUUUAACAUGAAGCAGCUCGUUUCUAGGACACAUCGAUCAAGAGUUAUAAAGGUCAAAGUGCGGGUCAAAUGUACCCAGAACAUUGUAGAUGUCUCGUUUUUUGUUGUUGUACUGGGUUGUAUUUUUACAAGUUCAUUACCACUACCUAGACAAGUAGAUGAAGGGUCAAAGGGCAACAAAUAUUUUUGUGAUUUCAAUCAAAAUAUUCCGGUUAACUUAAGUUUAAACUUAUGUUUUUUGGGUAGCCUAGCGGUUAGACCGUUGGGCAAGUAACCGAAAGGUUGCUGGAUCGAAUCCCCAAGCUGACAACGUAAAAAUCUGUCGUUCUGCCCCUGAACACUGUCAUUGUAAAUAAGAAUUUCUUCUUAACGGACUUACCUAGUUAAAUAAAGAUUUUAAAAAAUAACUUCUGACUUCUGUAUCAUCAUCAUACACUUUGGUCUAGUGUGGCAGAAUCAGUAGAGUGAACCUUAAAAUAGCCAUCAACUCCAAUCCCCUAGGGUCAUUGCUAUCCAAUUAGGAUCAGAGAUGGAAGUGGGAGCGAGAGACACCACUCGCUGUUUUUUUCUGGAUCAAUGAAAGUCAAGGAACUAAGUAGACCAGACUCAGCUGUUAUUGCAUUGGUGUCCAAGUUAAGUAGACCUGAACUGACGAAAAUAAAUAAAGGAAACUAAGUGAACUGUC
Messenger RNA from Oncorhynchus kisutch (coho salmon), 3482 nucleotides. Its product is annotated as hydroperoxide isomerase ALOXE3-like. The transcript is spliced from 14 exons. The coding region runs from base 1 to 1884 and encodes 627 amino acids. Gene Ontology annotation, biological process: lipid oxidation. NCBI's taxonomy places the organism in Eukaryota, Metazoa, Chordata, Actinopteri, Salmoniformes, Salmonidae. The record is from RefSeq and is a predicted model, not a curated record. Gene Ontology annotation, molecular function: oxidoreductase activity, acting on single donors with incorporation of molecular oxygen, incorporation of two atoms of oxygen; protein binding; iron ion binding.